GAAUAUGAGACACAUUUAGCUGUUACCUACAGUAUGUUUAGAGAGCGAUGUUCACUUAAUAGAAACACUUGUUCAUAUUUUUAAAGGCAUGUUGGCAGGGUGUGGAUUUAUCUUAACAGACAAUAAUGUGGUGGAUACUCUUGAUAACCAUAGCUUCAGUGCAAAGCCAAGAUUUUUGUCAUCUACUCAACUAUACGUCGUCAUGUAAAUAUGCUUGCCGUUGCAAAGGAUCAUGUGACUCUAAUGGUAACUGUAUAGGAUCGUCUUGCAGUGAUGGAUGGUUUGGUUCAGGCUGUCAGUACAGUGAUGUUGUCAUUAACGCAACGAUACUACCUCAAAGUUUAGAAACUUUACGCUCCAACUCAUCAAGACAAGAUUGUGGUCAGCGAGUGGGUCCACUGUUUGUUUUAUUGACUUGGAAAGUACCACUUCCAUUUACAUGGUUAAGGAUCAAGCUAUUAAAUAAAACCACCUAUAGAAACAUUACUUUGAGUUUAAACAAUGCACUUUGUCAAAAGACGAAAAUCUUUUCUGUGGACGAUACAACGCUGGACAUUGCUUGUGAUGCCAACGUUUCCAUGACAACAUUAAAACUUGAAGGAGACGUUGUAGGGAGUAUUUGCACUCUGUUUGUCAGUGGAGGUCGUAAUUUUGCUCUCUUUCAACAAACUUCUCAAUCAUCAAGCUAUUAUUCAGAUGGCUUUAAUGCAAAGUUUGCUGUUGAUGGUAGAAUCAUACCAUCAUGUUUAUUGGGUGGUUGCAGUCAUACACACAGAUGGGAUAGUAAUCCAACGUGGACAGUGUACUUUGAUCAACGAGUCCAAAUUAAUAAAUUUGUGUUAUAUAAUAGAAUCGAUGACAAACAAGAACGCUUGAAAGGUUUUCUUCUCGAAAUGCUUGACAGCAGCAACUUGACCAUAUAUAGCUAUCAAAAUAAUUCAGAGCCAACGAGACUUGUUUACACAGUGUUAAACUUGAAGGCUGGUGCUGGAGCUGCAGUUCGAAUCAGUCAGAAAAAUAUAAUUGGUUCAGACUCCGUACCGUUUGUCACUCUCAAUGAAUUUGAAGCGUUUGGAGAAUGUCUUCCUGGAUUUUGGGGAUUAAAUUGUAGGAAUGUCUGUGAAUCUGCGUGCAGUUCGUCCUGUCAUGCAGAACAUGGAAAGUGUAACACACUGUGUAUUGGUUACACGGAUCCACCACAGUGUUCAAUUGAAUGUAAAGCUACACAAUGGGGACCGAAUUGUUUGAAUCAUUGCAGCGUCUCUUGUUAUAAUUCCUCCUGUGAUAAACUCACUGGCUUAUGUUUGUCUGGAUGUCUGGGAUAUCAAGACUUUCCUUAUUGCACUACAAAAUGUAACAAAGCUUACUCCGGUGUAAAUUGUACCAACUCGUGUCCAAGCAAUUGUUUAAACGCUACAUGUGACUAUAUCACUGGAAAAUGCUCAGACUGCACGCCUGGUUACACCGGGGACUAUUGCAAUAAUCCGUGUUUCGCAACAUGUUUUGGUUCCAACCACAAGGGGACGUGUUCUAUACAGUGUUCUCAGUGUAUUUGUGACUUGACGGUCCUGCAUUCCAGGAUUUAAAGGCAACUUUGGUGAUAUAAGUAAGUGAACAAUAUCAUUGUUUUAUACAUAAAUGUUUUUAAAAAAAAAUGAAAUUACGAAACUACUAAUAGAAUGUAAAUUUUAACACUAUUUUUUGUACAUAAACAUUGUAAGUAUAAAUGUAAAUUUAUUCUCCUAAUAAUAUGAUAACAUAAGGAAACAGAACUGUUUAACAAGAUCUUAUUCACUCUUCUAUAUUUUAUUAAAAUAUGGAAUUGAAGCUAGGUGCUGAAACAAAUGUGAUACAUACAUAUAUUAGACAUAAAUGGAUAGCAGCACCAGGGACCAAGUUUUAAGAGAGAAAGUAGUGGAUUAAAAUACUACGAAAAUAAGGGAAUGCGCCGACCGAGGCUCGAACCUUUGACUCUGGAUUCGACACCAACGCCAACCUAACCCGUAGACCAUCGGAAUGUCCAAAAAAAUCAUUCUUCUGAUCCAGAGUCAUCGCUAGGCUGUGGUGUCGAAUCCAGAGUCAAAGGUUCGAGCCUCGGUCGCUUAUUUUCGUAGCAUUUUAAUUCACUACUUUCUCUCUUAAAAAACUUGGUCCCUGGUGCUGUUAUUUAUUUAUGUCUAAUAUAUGUAUGUAUUGUAUUAAUUAAAUAUUUUAAUUCUGUUAUGGGGUUUGUUCUUAGUUGUAAUCAAACAAUGUAUGGGAAGCAUCGUAACGGUACAUUUUUUAAUAUCUAUCUAUCUAUCU
Biomphalaria glabrata is the source of this 2304-nucleotide messenger RNA. RefSeq lists its product as uncharacterized. NCBI's taxonomy places the organism in Eukaryota, Metazoa, Mollusca, Gastropoda, Planorbidae. The coding region runs from base 126 to 1586 and encodes 486 amino acids. The transcript is spliced from 10 exons. The record is from RefSeq and is a predicted model, not a curated record.